CGUUCCUUGUCGGUGUUUGCAUUUGUGAAUGUGAGGUCUAGGGAGAGUUCGAAGGAAUGGGAGAGCUUAUUCAUAAUUUCAUUUGAAGGAAAAGCAACAACAAAAAGUAUGGCUGACUGGAGCGUCCUGAGGAAUGCUGGGAGGGAUUACCUGACCCUAUACGGGAGUCGUGAUGUCACAGCCUCACUCAGUGCGAUGACAGCGACGACAAACUGUACAAUGCAGACGCCGUCAUCGUCCUUUUCGUACCUGGAUAAGACUGAUGAAAAUACAUUCUGUUGUUCUGAGAAUGUGGAAGACUGUGUUACAUUCCUAAACCAGGAACUGACCGCCUUGGGUUUCCAGACCAUCGAUCAUGGUGACGGAGCUACAGAGGUGUCCCUGGUCAACAGGCUAUACGAGAUAUUUCGACUUCAUCAGAAGGCCAGACGUUUCAGGGAGGAGCUGGAAAACAGAUUGCGUCGAUUGUCCAGUGAGACGGAACACUACCAGAGCUCGAACCAUCGUCUAAAGAAUGAGAAGGUGCAAUUGGAGCGGGAGAUUGGCAAGGAACAAGAAAAAUGUCGACAAGUUGUCAUUAAACAGAAGUCUCUGUCGGAGAAAUUCAAGGCAGAGAAGGAUGAGGUAAAGCGACUACAGUGUGUCAUCAGAGACCGUGAUGGCCAAUACAAACAUGAGCUGAAGAAAAAGGAGCGAGAGCUAAAUAAGAUGAAAGAGAAACUGCACCACCUCAUAACGGACAAAAACCCAAAUAGGAGAAUGGGUCUUGACAUUGCGAACUCACUUCAACGAGCAGACGGUAAAAGAAGUCAAUGGAAAACAGGGUCACAUGACAAACAGGAGGAGAUGUACCAACUGGUGAUCCACAACUAUGAGGACAAACAACGUGAGCUGAUGAUAGAAAACACAGAUCUCCGUGACUGCCUUGUAUAUAUGCAGCGUGAGCUAGGCACCAUCAUCAACCACUCCUCUGAUGUCCAAACUAGUCAUACAGUCCCUCGGGGCGAUGUUGGGGAGCUCUCUGGCAACAGUGAGGAUGAUGAUGAUGAUGGCAUUUCCUCUGUCACUAUCAAGGACCUUUCAGAUGGUUAUUUCCAAAUGCCUUAUGACCUGAUGAAAGACAAUCUACGGCACUCGUUUAAGGAGAUGUUUAAACUUAUCAAGAAGUCCAUGGAAAAAAGCAGUAUACCUCCCAGUCAGCUACCGAAGACAAAAUCUAGUCCGCCACGACAGAUCCCAUCAGCAAGGAGAACACCAAGUGUGGAGACCGACAAACUACUGAAACAGGUCCAACAGUACAAAGAAAUCAUUCAGCAGCAGAAAGAAUUCAUACAGCAAUCUAUACUUAACCAAUCAAAGGCAGCGGCAGAGACGUCAUACCUAGACGAGUCAGUCCAACUACAGGAGCGCCUCCUUCAGGAGCAGGAAAGCAUGGCUGAGCAGCGCCGCCUGUUUUACCAGGAGAAGGCCAACUUUGAAGAAGAACGUAAACAGUACACAGAGGCAGCCAUCCGACUUGGGAGGGAGAGAAAAGCUCUUGAUGAUCAGAGAUCGUCCAUUAUCAACCAGUUUCUACAGAUCUCCCCAUUUGUUAAAUCCACUCCGUCCAACAGAAAGUCCCAAAAAGGUGAAGGGACAAGACUACUGCCAUCCACACCAAUGUUUUCACCAGCACCGUCCAGUAAACCCAAAACUCCGUCCACCACCGAGUUGUACCGUGUCCUUGGGAUCACUCCCAAGGACCUGCCAAAGAGGAAGGAAGAUAAAUAUUCUCCUGAGGAGGAGCCCCGGAUUAAGAAAGCUCUGAGCUCUGAGUCUCUGUUAUCUGGGUCAUGUAAGUCAACGCCACACGAUACUAGUGAUGUACAAAUUUCCACCAGGAGUCAUAGCUCGCCUGAAAAGUCUCCUGACCAGGUCAGCCUUAAACGUGUUCUGUUCCGGAGGAGGUCUAGUACAGGCAGCAAUGAGGACCUGGAGGGCUUAUAACAGUACUGGGGAGUACCUUCAUGGAGGCCUGUAGUCAUGGCAACACAAAUUAGAGAAUAGUGGAACCUCUUUACUCCAACCAUUACUUUUGAAAUAAAAAUAUUUUCGUCCUUUGAUAAUUAUGCAAAAUUGCUCACUGCUGGUAAUAUAGUUACUUUAUGUAAUAGCAAUAUUUUCAACUUUUGAUUGGGAAAUUGUCUUUAGACAAUAAUAUUUUUUCCAAAAGCAUCAAAUCAGAAUUUGUAUCUUUUGAACUUGGUCUAACAAGGUUCUGCUAUUAUAGGUAUUCUGAUUUGCUUUCUUAUGACAGGUAUCUGACAUAUCAAUGUACUUGGACAUUCUGCUAAAAUUAUUUAAAAUGCUUGACAUGACACACAGACACUUGUUGUCAAUGUUGUGCCAUGUGGCCUGACAUGACACACAGACACUUGUUGUUAAUGUUGUGCCAUGUGGCUUGACAUGGCACACAGACACUUGUUGUUAAUGUUGUGCCAUGUGGCUUGACAUGACACACAGACACUUGUUGUCAAUGUUGUGCCAUGUGGCCUGACAUGACACACAGACACUUGUUGUCAAUGUUGUGCCAUGUGGCUUGUUGUGGAAGUGUACAAGUAAACAGACAUUAUUACCAUUAAUAGAGGUGCAUUUGUCCCGUGUAUCACACCUGAUCUCAAACCUGUUGUAAACAUUCCAUAUCAUUGCUGAUGUAAAUAGGUGACCUGCAUCAUGGGUGACCAGAGGAUUUAGUCUGUGACAUGCAUCAAGGAUAAAUUUGGUUACAAACUUUUGAGUUACAUCCAAAAGCAAUUAUCCAACAGUCAGUAAAUUUUGUUUAAAUGUGAACGAUAAUAAUUUAACAAAACAAGGGAAGCAGACUUUUUCAGAUUUCAUUUGCUGUAAAUAUGUGGAUAAUGUUCAGUAUUACAUAAUGAAUUAUUAACAAAUACGUUUGUCUCACUGAAUACACAUAAGUAUAGUGCUGAUGAAGAUAGGAAGAAUAUAGUGCUGAUGAGGAUAGGAAGAUGUUAAUAUUUUAAGUAAUGUAUUUCCUGUUUUUGCUUUUGUUCAUUUUUGUAUGCAUUUUAAAGUUGAUUGUAUAGAAUUAAAUGGCAUUUAAUUUAUAUACAUCAAAUAUGUAUGAAGAGAAAAUAAAUCCUUUGUACUUACCAAUGAAAUAACCCUGAUAUAUGUAUUGAUAGAAUUGACCAACGCUACGAUAAAUGUUGAUGAAGAAUGAUGAAAAUUGCGUGAAUGACAGUGAAAGGAGGAAAUGUGUAUUUCAGUGUGUAUUGUAAUGUGAAAAUCGCCAAUGUCAAAUGUGUUCAGUUUAGUUUGGGAAACGGGUAUAUAAUACCUUGUGAGACUGUAGAAUAUUAUACAGUCACCUAGGUUAGUGUGACUGACCUUUGUGAUGUAACCUUUGACCUCUACAUGAGAUUGUCUAUUACUCCAUAUGAGUAAUUUAGUUGGCCUAACAUUCCACAUAUCAGUGAAAUCAUUCAUGCAUUGAAAGUCAAAAUAUUUCAUAUCAUCAAAGAAAAUGUACCUCGUGUAUCAAUGUUCAAUUUUUGCAUAUCAAGUUCUUUAGCAUUCCAUUGAGUUUCUUAAAUGUAUUUAUAUUGUGUAUCUUAAAAUAUGGACUAAUUUUGCUACUACUUGUUACAUUUUUCUAAAUUUAUUUUACAUUGAGCUCAGUUCUUGUGAUUUGUAAGGGUUGUUUUGUACCUUCGCUGAUGCAUUGUAUAUAAUGUUGUAAUGUUGGAGGUGUGUUUACUUACUUAUUACCAGUUGAUACGGUGAUACCGCAAGAAUUGUUUCAUAAUUAAAGCUAAAUAAUUAAAUAAUUUUAAUGGUAUUUACACCUGUUUCAUUUUCAUUAUUCAGUCUUCAAUAGGGUUUUUUCCAAUACAUUGCAAACAAGUUUGUAUUAAGAUUUGAAAGCUUGUAUAUAUUAGCUUAAGAUUGACAUCAUUUUGCCAAUAGUGAUCUCAUUACUAAUCAUAAGGCAGUGUACCCAACCUAUCUGUUUUCCAGGUAAUUCAGUGUUUUAAGGAACCUCUUUGUGUUCCAUGAAUAAUACAUUUUUUUAAGCAGACAAUUUUGGCAUCUAACAGUGUCAAAUUACAACUGGCUUCCUUUGUUAUGAUGUAUACCUCUGUAUAGCACAUGUUUGCAAUAAUCUCAAUAAUUGUGCCUUAUUGCUGUAUUAGUGGGUAUUUUAGAUGAUCUGUUGUCACCAUAGUCACCAGAGCCUGACCUACUUAGGUUGAGAGUCUAUUCCAUUAUUUCAAAUAUUGAUAUCAAGUUGACAAUGGUGAUAUGCAAGCUUGUUUCCUUUUUCGUUACCAUGGAACUUAUGCUUAACAAUGUACAUAUCAGGGAUGUGAUGGUGUCAGUAUAUGAUGAAAUCAGUUUUACAUCAUUGUUGAUAUAUGAAGCAAUCCAGUACAUUUUUUUAGUACAUUCACUAGAAUUUGCUGUAUUGCAUAAUCCAAAUUUUUGAUGUCAAUGCUUAAGGCAAUUAACAUUGGCUGCUCAGCAUAGAGUUCUAGUUGGAUUUCGAGUAAGUGUGCUCUAUUGUGAAUCUGUUGCAUUUCAUUUAAAUAGUUAUGACUAAAUGUAUUGACUUAAAAUGUUGUUCUGCAAAAUUGAAACCCCACAAUGUUUCACCACGAAGAAAAACAGAGAAGCUACAUAAUUUAAGACUUUAAAGGUAACCAAUUACUUGAUGAAGGCUAUACAGUGUACGUCCUUUAACUUGAGAACCCCUGGACCUUCUGCAUACUACCGGGUAUGCAAAUCUGUCAAACAAAACCUGUAUCAAGUAAACCUUCAUAAAUGUUCAUUUAAUUGUUAUGUCAUUAAAAAAACACUGCUAUUUCUUCGCAUACGUGUAUGAACCAUUAUGAUAUAAACUUGUGUUCAGUUUGAUCAAAGUUGCUUGUUUUGAAAUGAAUUAAUCUUAUCGAACAAUUCGUGUCAAUUGACACAAUAUGCAUGUACAUUCUUUCUCAUUUUGAUGUAAGAAGUUGAGAAUUCGCAACAUUCACUUGACAACGGAAUAAUUAUUUACACGACAUUCACUUGACAUCGGAAUAAUGAUUUAAAACUCGGGAUGUGGCAGCUGCAUCAUAUCAGCGUGUACAGAAAAAACUUGUUUAAGUCGAUCUUCUCAUUGAAAGUAAGUGUUUUUUUGUUAUGUUUCAGUACUUUGUACAUGUUUUUAUGUUAAUAUUGAUGUUCUUGUUAAAUAUUUUUGCCCAAAACAAUUUGUUGACCUUUCACAGUCUAUUGGUACUUUUGCUUUUGAAGUUAUGAAAUGUUAGUAACAGUUACAAACUCCAAACAGUUUUCAGAUUUUGUAUGCUCUUAUUUUUUGCCAAGUCAUCACUAUUGUAAAAGUUGGUUUCGUUUUCAUAGUGUUUUUAUAAAAAUGCAUGUAGUAGGUUACAGAAAUGAAAGUGUUUUGUUAUACAUGUACUGUAAUUCGUGAAAUUUUAACAGUACACGUACAAACAUCUUGCUUGAAUUGAUUUUAAUAUCAUAAAUAUUAUUGAAGCACAUUAGGCAUACCGUACUACAAUCUGUAAGAGAUGCAUAAUGCUGUAUGUUUUGUAUUUAAAUGUGUUGAAAUUAAUAUUUGAGAUAUUUCAAGUUAUGAUUGACUCUCCCUGCCAAUUAAUAUAUAUAUUAUUAUUAUUCAUUUCUCAAAAUAUGAGUUUUUAAAUGAACUGAAGGGUCAUGAAUUUAUACUAACCACUUACUCUAGAGAUUAAAAAACCCACCUGUACUAAUGGACCACUUUUAAAACUUCCAAUUCAUGAACCUGUAUAAAGAGACCACCUGCAAAAAGAGACAACUUAAUGAAUGUCCUGAAGGUGACAGGUCUCUUAUUACAGGUCUGACUGAACAAUACGAAGGUUUGACUUGAAGCUUAUACAUUUCGUACGGUAUUAGAUGUUUAAGCUGGAAUGAUAAAUAUUAAACUUUAACUUGAUAACUCCUGCUGAAUUAAUCUUUUGAAAAGGUAUUUCAUCCUUUUUAAAUUUGAAAACAACAUUUAUUGUCAUCAAACCUUAGCAUUGUUUGAAUUUCUAAGAAUAAGUAGCAAAAUAACUGCCAAAUGAACUGAUGUUGUAACAGUGAAUGUAUUUGUGAUGAAAAUAUUUUUCAGAGGUUUUCAUGGUUUGGGCCAAAUGUUUAGGAGUGAGUGAGCCAAGGCUAGUCUGACCUAAGGGAAGUUUUUUAGAUCUGCCAUGUUCAGUCUUGUAGGUGGAUGAUUAGCCUCGUAAAUAGAAACCUGUCUUGUCAUUACCAUUAAGAUGACUGGACGACUGUACUUUUGUCUCAGUAGAAGCAAAAUAAUAAAUUUGUAGUAUUUUGGGUAAAA
Molecule: messenger RNA, 6376 nt
Organism: Mizuhopecten yessoensis (Yesso scallop)
Lineage: Eukaryota; Metazoa; Mollusca; Bivalvia; Pectinida; Pectinidae
Product: afadin- and alpha-actinin-binding protein B-like
Exons: 14
Coding region: 109-1986 (625 amino acids)
Source: RefSeq, a predicted model, not a curated record